CGCUAAUUUUAGUCAGUCGGAAAUCAUCUUCGUACGUUAAAAAAUGGAUCGGUAGCUAAAAGAGAUAAUUUAAAGCGAAAAACGCAAAGAAAACGGCUUUUGUCCGCUAUUUCAGCGAUUUUUUUUGUGUUGUAAUCAGCAGAAAAUUUUUAACAACAGCUACAACGACCAAACACCACCAACAGUUAGUCCCAGGCAAUAACCAACAGCAAUUUUGCAAUAUUCUAUCAAAUUUUACUGCAACUACAACAACAGCAACCACUAUCAAAGCCCAAUAGAAAGCCCCCACAUAGGAAAGGUGAAACGCAAGAUUCAUUUAAAUUGAACAAAUAGAAGGAAUAUUCAAUUUUUUGCUCGCUUUUCCCGAUGUGAUGAGAAAAUCCAACAAUAACAACCACAAUUACCAACAACCGACCGACAACAGUGCAGCGCAGCCAACGCCAGCAGAGCAGCAGCUGCAGAACAGUGGCUAAAAAUUUUAUUGCCAAAUUAAAUUUUUCUUCAAACAUUUUUUCAUGCUGCUGCGCAAUUCGCAACGACGCCGACUGCAAUUACAGCAAUAUCAACUGCAGUAACUAGAAUUCAGAUCAUUUCUUGGCAGAGCAGCAGCAGAAAAAUCUUUUCAUCAGCCACCAUUUUGAAUGAGCGCAGCAACAACAACUAUCGCCGCAGCAGCAGAGAGAGCGAGAGCACGACGCAGCAGCGACGUUGACGUCAACGUUGUGUCUUAUUAGCGUCGAGUAAGAGCGGAGAGGAGGUGCAAGCCCAAGCAUUGCAGCUGUUAGACCGGAAAAAUAAAAAACAAAAAAAAACAGUGCGUGCAUUUGCUUGCUUGUGUGAUUGGAGCAGAGAGACUGUGUGAGUGCCAAUAAUUUAAGGGAAAAAGAAACCGAAGCGCCAAAAAUAAUGGUUGAACGCAUUUUGGAAGAGAAAAAUACCAGCACAGCUGCUGCUAAGGAGUUUGCGUCGCUGCGACGCAACACCGGCUGCGGCAGCAGCACCAGCAGCAGCGCAAUCAACAACGCUAGCGGCUCCGCAGACAGCGGCGUAGGCGGCAGCAAUGUCUCUUGCAGCAACACCGACAACAGCUGCAGCCAAAGUCAAUCAGACGGCCAGAAUGAGCUAACGCGCUACAGCAGCGAAGAUGUGUCCGGCAACGAGUCAAGCGAAGCGCCCAAUAUGACCGAAGUGGAGCGUCAGGCGGAGCUCAACCGGCACAAGGAGGAGAUGCAGAAGAAGAGGCGUAAAAAACGCAUCAGCUCCUCGCUGCACUCGUCAACAUUUCAGGAGCUGUAUAAGCUGACGGGCGAAAUACUGGGCGAGGGCGCUUAUGCAUCGGUGCAGACAUGUGUUAACAUUUACACCGAUCUGGAGUAUGCCGUGAAGGUUAUCGAUAAGAUACCGGGACAUGCGCGUGCGCGUGUCUUUCGCGAAGUGGAGACAUUCCAUCACUGUCAGGGACAUCCGGGCAUCUUGCAAUUGAUCGAAUUCUUCGAGGAUGAUGAGAAAUUCUAUUUGGUCUUUGAGAAAAUUAAUGGCGGCCCAUUGCUGACACGUAUCCAGGAGCAUAUCUGUUUUUCGGAGCAUGAGGCGGCGCAGAUCAUUAAAGAGAUUGCGUCCGGCUUAGAUUUUCUGCACAAGAAGGGCAUUGCUCAUCGUGAUCUCAAGCCAGAGAAUAUAUUGUGCGUAAAAACGGAUUCGUUGUGCCCAAUUAAAAUUUGUGAUUUCGAUUUGGGCUCUGGCAUUAAGUUCACCACGGACAUAUCAUCGCCAGCCGCCACGCCGCAGCUAAUGACACCAGUCGGCAGCGCCGAGUUUAUGGCGCCCGAAGUUGUCGAUCUGUUUGUCGGCGAGGCCAACUAUUAUGAUAAGCGCUGCGAUUUAUGGUCCUUGGGUGUUAUUGCGUACAUUUUGCUCUGUGGCUAUCCGCCAUUUUCAGGCAAUUGCGGCGAGGAUUGCGGCUGGAAUCGCGGUGAAAACUGUCGCACGUGCCAGGAGCUGCUUUUCGAGUCCAUUCAAGAGGGACGUUUUUCCUUUCCGGAAGCCGAGUGGCAUGCUGUGAGCGAUGAGGCCAAAGAUUUAAUUUGCCGUCUGCUAGUUAAGCAGGCAUCCAAGCGUCUCAGCGCCGAAGCGGUGCUCAAUCAUAAUUGGAUACGCAUGUGCGAACAGGAGCCACCAGUCAGCAAGCAGGCGGGUCGCCACAAGGCGCUUCAAACGCCCAAUAAUAUACGACGCAAUCAUCAGUCUGCGCGUGAGAUCUCGCAGUUUGCCGAGUCUGCAAUGGCCGUGAAGCGUGUGAUCCUGCAGCAUUUCUCGAUGCGCUACGAUUAUAUGAAGGAGCGCCCGAAUAUCUAUCAGCCGUCGCAGGCCUACAUGGAUGCGUAUAGCGAUGAGAAUUAUAAUCCAAAGCCGCCGGCUCAUUUCACACGCAGCCGCUCGCAGCGCAAGGCAACAGCAGCUGCUGCCGCCGCCUCCUCAUCGUCUAGUUAUGGCGGCCGCUUGUCUACGGCUCAGCGGAACGCCAGCAGCAGCCUCAGUCGUCAAUCUUCAAGGAAUGCCUCCGGCAUAUUCAAUAACAGUGGCGGCUUUAAGACGCUUAAUGUGCAUGAGGAGGACGACGAUGAUGAUGAGGCGCUGGAAGCUUUUGGACGCCUGGACGAAGGUGUCGAUGAUGAGUGGGCGCAGGCGACGCGUCGCUAUCAGGAGCAACGUGAGCUGCAACAGCAGCAGGAGAAACAUCACCAAACAGGCCAUGAUACUGGCAGCGAGGCUGAGGGCGACGAGAUGGAUGAUGAUGAAGAUUAUGAGCUGGGUGAGGAGGAGAGAGAAGGCGAGAACUAUCAGCACUAUAAGCAUUAUUGGCGCGAGCUGGACGAAGAUGAGGGCGAUGAUUAUCUUUAUGAGCAGCAGCAGCGCGUGGAUGACAUAGCUGAAGAAGAUGAGUACGACGAGGAGGAGGAGGAGGAAGAGGAAGAGGAGAAGGAGAAGGAGGAAGCCGACAAUCGAAAAGAAUUGAAAGCUAAAAUUGAUGAGAACGAAGAGGUAAAGGUAGUAGAGAAGGAGCCGAAAAUGGAGAAAGAGGAGGAGAAGAAGGAUAAGAUUAUUAUUGAUAAUAUGGAAAAAUCGAAGCAAAGCGAAUUUGCUACAACAACAACAAUGCGCAACAAUGCGCAGGAGAUAGAAAUGUUUAAGGAUGAGGCGAGGCAGAAGAACGAUGAUGUUGAUGGGGCUAAAAAGCAACAAGCAGCAUCAAGUGAUAUUAGUGCUACUACAAUCACCAACAGCAGCAGCAACAAAAAGCAACCAAUACCAGUUAAUGCAGCAGCAGCAACAACAACAACAACAACAGCAAUAACAACAACGCAAAUGAAUGGCAGCAACGGCGUUCAGCCAACUGGCAAUGAAAGCGAUAACGAUUAUGCUAACGAUUACGAUAAUGAUGAUGAUAAUGAUGAUUAUGUUAAACUAUUGGAUAGUAUUAGUGAUUUAAAUGAAAAGCUACCUGAAAUUUAUGAGACUGCAAAUAUUGUUGUCAACUCAGCGGCAGUGCCAGCAGCAACAACAACAACCACAACAGCAGCAGCAGCAGCAAGUGCAACAUGCCCACCAAAUGAUGAUAACAAUGUAAAUGAUACAAAAGUGCCGGCAACUGCAGCUGAGGGGACAACAAUGCGAACGACUUUUGGCAAACAACAACAACAACAACAACAGCAGCAGCAGCCAGAACAACAGCAACAACAGCAACAUCUGGCUGCUGGCAACAGCAACAAACAACAGCGAAAUGUUUACUUUUCAUUGGAUGCAUAUCAAAAUGACGAGGACGCCGACAUUGAUGAGGAGGAUGACGAUUACGAGGAUGAUGACGAUGAUGAUGAGCACGAGCUGAAGCUAACUGAAAAUGGUUUUAAGGCCACGCCGCCUGCCAUUUGCAACGCUUACACGCGCAAGCAACGGCAGCAGCAGCAACAGCGCUAUAUAGCACCACGGCCCGAACAGCGGCUAGAGAACUGGCGCUAUCGCAGCAGCCAUCAAUCGGAGCAGCCGCAGCAGCCUACACUUGUUGCCGCCGGCGGUUUUCGAAAAUAUCGUCCACCAUUUAGCACCGGCGGCGGUGGCGGUCACUAUGGCAAUCAGCAGCGCAACUAUUUGGGCAGCUUUUCGCACAGCGGCGGUGCCGCUGGCUACAAAGUGGCGCCAACCGCAGCACCACAGCCACCGCUGGCGGUAAAGCAACAGCCGCAGCAGCAGCGGCACAACAGCGCCGGGAGCAGCAGCGGCGGUUCGCCACCAUCCGAUGAGCAUUCGCCCGCCACGCAGAUACGCAACUGGCGUCAGGAUUGCGUCUAUGCGCCGAUGCGCAGCUGCGGCCUGAACCAGCCCAGAGGCAUGCAACGCGCCCAUCAACAGCAGCAGCAGCAUCCGCCUGGUCGCAUCGGUUCCGGGCGCUUUGCGCACUCAUCGAUGGUGCCGCCGCAUCUGUUGGAUGAGCCGCCCACAUUGGGCAUAGGUCUGUCGCCGCCCAGCGAGAGUCUGUUGCUGCAACGGCGCAUGCGGCAGCAGCAGCGACCCGGUGACUUGUCCGUAUACUGUGAGCCCGCCACGGCCAGUGGCUAAGACGGGCGCUGGAACAAUUGUAUCCACACAACAACAAGAGCAGCUGUGAGCAGGCGUCGGCUGCUUAAUGUUUGGCCCGAAAUUGUGGAAACUCUUGCGGCGUUUUGGCCAAAAAAAAAAAGAAGAAACAUGUUAAAUGUUUUCUUUUUUUCCCGUUUUUUUUUUUUUUGUUCCUUUUCUUUGUAUAAUUCUUUUUUUUUUAUAUACAAAUCACAAAACAACAAACAAACAAAAAUAGCAAACAGACUAUAAUUAUUCAUUUGCAAUACACAAUUUCUUGAAACUUUCUACAAUAACUGUUAACAGAAAGAAACUACUUGGAAUUCCAUCUUCAUUUAAUCCAAACUUUAAAAUUGUGUUGAUAAAAUCCUUAAGAAAUGAGCUGAAAGAAUACGAAGAAGAAGAGAAGCAAAGAGCGCCUUAAAAAAGCAAUCCAAACAACAAGCUGUUUGAUCUUGAAAGUAAACGAAAAAAAAACCAAACAGUCGUUCGAAAAAAAAAAACAAAAAACAAAAAAAAACAAAUAUAUAAACAAAACCUUUUUUUAUAAAAAAGAUUUAAAAAAGUGAAAAAAGAACAUGUAAUUAAUCGCUAUAAUUUUUUUAUUAUGAAAAUAAAAACAAAAACAUGAACGAAAAUUGUGUUUAAGCGAGUUAUACACACACACACACACAUACACACGCAUACAUACACCAACAACUAAACGUAGAAAAUAUUUCUAUUUUUGAAAAAAAAGAAAAUCCAGUUGCCACCAAAAAAAGAAUGUUAACUUUUUGUGCUUUUCUGUUGAGACUAGAAGAAGAAGCCGAAGUUAUUGCAUAUAAAUGUUUUCUUUUCUGUUUUUGGCCGAAAUAUAUAAAUUAUAAACAAAAUUUGUAAACAAUUAAGGAAAACCAAAAAAUGUACAACACGAACACACGAAAAGCCGUUGAAAUUUUUGACAAUUUUCAUUUCAAUUAACGAAAACUGUUACAAAAAGCAUGAAAAAAAAAGAAGAAAGAAAUCAUAACGAACAUUAAAGUUGAAGAACUGAGUUACAUUUUUGACGGGCUCUGAACAAAAGUUCGAGUCCCACACUUAAGCAUACAUGUACACAGACUUUGCCUUUGCCUAAUUGGACUUUUCCUAGAAUUCCUAGCUAUUUUAUACGCAAUUUGCUUAUUAUAUUUAUUUGGAAUAAUUAAAUGUAAUUAAACAAUUGCAUAUAAAAUAGCUGACUAUUGCUUUAAACUCCAUUCAGGCAAUUUUACUUAAUAUGCGCUUAACAUUCAUGUUAAAAAAAUAAAACAUCAAACAAAAAAAAAACAAAUUCCCAUUCCUUUAACAUGCAUGUUAAACGCGUAUUGAGUGUUCUAACAAAUUCUGAAAGGGCAUAUCCCAACACUUUUUUACCAACUAAAUUUCAACUUUUCCAACACUAAACACACACAUUUAUUAAAACAAAACAAAACAAAAAAAAAA
Messenger RNA from Drosophila montana, 6075 nucleotides. It is a transcript of the gene Lk6, whose product is annotated as Lk6 kinase. Gene Ontology annotation, molecular function: calcium-dependent protein serine/threonine kinase activity; calcium/calmodulin-dependent protein kinase activity; calmodulin binding. Lineage: Eukaryota; Metazoa; Arthropoda; Insecta; Diptera; Drosophilidae. The transcript is spliced from 6 exons. The record is from RefSeq and is a predicted model, not a curated record. Gene Ontology annotation, cellular component: nucleus; cytoplasm. The coding region runs from base 907 to 4614 and encodes 1235 amino acids. Gene Ontology annotation, biological process: protein autophosphorylation; peptidyl-serine phosphorylation; intracellular signal transduction.